CUAUAAUCACAACACAAAUUACAAAUGUCAUGUCAUUUUUUCGCCUAACCAUGACUGAAAGAUGUCAAAGAAAGUUUACAGAAAAAUUUGAUAAUCAAAAAUAUAUUAUUUACUUCGGUGUUAUUACUGCUUCAUUAACAGUUUUGUACUUUUGCAGAUUUCACUUUGUUACUUUAGCUGUUAGCUAUGGGUUGGGAUGUGUGGCUUGUUAUUUUGCCCUGAAUUCUAGUUAUUUAAACAAAUUCGUGGAUCAUCUUAAGUGCCAUUUCGACAAAAACCCGCCAGUAGAUAAAUCAAAGGACACUGCCCUCAAAGGUUGUGUCACAUGUGGAUCAAAAGAUUGUUCUCGCCAUGAAGAGACUGGAACAGCAGAGCCCUGGAUAGGGCUUCAAAUACACAAGCAACUUGAUCAAGCCAUAGAAGAUUUCUACAACACAAUACUAGAGCAGUUUAUAAGCUCUUGGUUCAGCAGAAUCACCCUCCAACCAUUCUUCGUAGACGAGUUGAGGUAUCAACUGAGAUAUGCAUCGGCCUGUCUAUUGCAGCGUGCAUUCAAAAUAGAUUACGCCCGGUUCAUAACGGACCGCCUAUUGCCGUGCGCCCUCCGCCACUUCACAACGUGCUCGUACUCACUAGCGUCGGCGGCCGCGGGCUCUGUCCACCCCGCCGCGGCCAGCCGGGACGCGGAGAUCAAAUAUCUGAGAUGCGUCACGGAUGCUGUGAUGCCGUAUUUGUUGCACGCCGAUGAAGUUCAGAACUCAGUGUUUCGUGUACUUAUUAGAGAAAUAUUCGCCGGAUGGGUGUUGCUGUCGAUCACAGAUGUGUUAGCAGACCCCUAUAUACUGAAUACUAUUAUUAUACUAGCGACAGGAGACGAAACUAUGGCUCAAUUACCCACCACUCCUAAUUAUAAGGUGCAGCUGCUGGAGACGUUCGCGCGGCGCCCGCAGUGCCAGCGCCGCCAGCUGCUGCGCGUGGACUUGGACGGAAUCAUUUCCGAACAGGCUACUUUCUAUGCGUUCGUGCAGUAUAUGAAGACUACUCAUUGGUUGCAACUAUUGCAGUUCUACAGGGAUAUCAAGGCAUUUCAAUCGCGGCUACUCAACCCGGAGCCCUGCGCCUCAGAAGUGGCAGCCCUGAGACGAGAAGCGUCGUUGUUAGCGGAAUACACAGACUCAGGGCUGCCGCUCAGACCGGAUAUACUGACCGAACUGAAGGAACUGUUGGCGGAGGCUAAGAAUGAAGACGGGAUAAAAAAAUUGCAAACCAGCCGAGCGUUGUACGAAGCGGCGCGACAGUCGCAUGCCAUAUUAGAGAAAAUUAUGUUGCCAAGAUUUUUACAUAGUGAGGAGUUUUAUAAAAUGAUCCUGGGACCAAGAUUGCCAAUGGGAUAUCAGAAACAAGUCAAAAUGGUGAAAAGGCCGCGUGGCAAUUUGCGACCGGAGUCGAUCGACGGCCAAGUCCUCGACUGCUUCAUCAACCCGGAGCUGGAGGGCGACGGCAGCGAGAAGAUGGACAUACUCCACUAUCUGGACGCGCUCUCUGCGGACGAGUUCCACACUAGGGAACACGACCUGACCAAUUAUAAGGUCGUGCUGACCGAUGUCGAGAUGAGAUUGCAAUACCCGCCGCGGCGCGGCACGGUGCGCGUGUUCACGCUAGCGGCGCACCGCGCGCGCGCGCUGGACGCGCGCCUGUGGACGGUGCAGCGCAGCGAACACGACUUCCAUCUGCUCAGGAGCAAGCUGCACGAGUUCCACGGCGACAGCUUGCUUCUGGACCUGCCUCUGCCUUCGAGAAGAGACAACAGCCCAUUAGAGACCCUCCGAUACAAAUACGAGGACUUUCUCCAGCGGCUUCUCCAAAAGAGCCUUCUCCAAACGAGCGAGCUUCUCCACUUAUUCCUCACAGUGGACGGCGACUUCUCCACCGUAGUCCAAGCGUCAACCCUGAAUGCCAACAGCACGGACCUAGCGAACCUCUACCAAUCAGUGACGUACAAGUUGAAGAAGGAGAAGGGACAGCAUUUAGAGAGUUUCCUGAUGAAUUUGCUGUUCUCCACCGAUCUGGAGCGGUUUCAGGCUCUCAAACAAGGCACUGGUCGCGAUGUCGAAGAAGGCGUGGAAGUUAGCGAAGACGCGGAACUUGAUGCGCCAUUGCUCCGACCUCGCAACGUCCGGGAUAUACACAACACCGUGUUUGGGAACAACUGGGAUAUCUCACCCGAGGGAUACGAGACGAGGGAUGUUACACACCAGAACGUUUUGAAGGGGUUCACACAGUGCUUUAUGUAUUUUUUGAUGCGAGUGAUAUCAGCCCGUAGCGUGGUGUCUCACACGAUCGGCUGCCUCCUGUCUAGGUGCUCGUCUCAGGUGGAUGCUGUGUUCUGCGGCUGGCUGGACCACAAACUGAGGGAGUGGUUCAAUGAGAGGAGAUUGGCGCAUUUUAUACGAUUGGGACACAAUCUCCUGUUCGGUAAGAAGUCCCCGGUGCGCAGUGACGCGGCGCAGCAACGGCGGCGGGCGCAGCGCCGGCUGCCGGCGCCGCAGCUGUCGCCCGCCUUCACACUGUUACAGACGCCGCACUAUAACAAACAGCUGGUGUACAAUCUACUCGAUCUAUGCCUAAUGGAGCUGUUCCCGGAAUUGGGUGCCACAGACAAAAAACAGCCAAAGAGUUGAGACUGCCGCAUCGCGCAAGGAAUUGUCAUUUUAUAUGCUUCAUUUUAUAUGACUCUACUGCGACCAUAGAUGAAAAUCAGAUGGCCUAUUUUCAUACGGAAUAAUCGUGUAAUGUUUUAUUUCGAGUUGCCAAUAAAAUCCUGCUAAAAGCAAGUUCGAGAUCGUAUUAGAUUUUUUUAAACUACCUAACCUACUACCUACCAAGAAAAUGUUUAAAGUUUUGAUUUUAAUAUUUGUAUAUUACUGUAACAAAAAUAUUGUGUUCUUCUGUAUUGUGGUAGUGUGUGUCAUCAUUUAUGUAAUCUGAGGCUCUGUCUAUCCGCAAGGGAUAAAAACGUAAAAUUGUUAUCGAUCGGGAAAUAUCAUUAUCAUUAUGCAACUCGAAAAAUAAGUCCGAUUGAGUCAAUAGUAAAAUUGCGAUUUAAUUUUAAUGUCAACUACAAGAUAUACCUAUACGGUUGUUUGCGCAUUUUGUAAAUCGCAUGUGAUCACUCUUUUCCACCUAGUUAUUUGUAUUUAAAUGUAAAUAUUGUAUUGUAUUAUAUUUAACUCUAUUUUUAUAUCUUUAGUGUUGUCAAUCGCACCCCGGAGGUACGUUGAUGAUUGAUACGUGAUGAACACUUAAUUUGAGAGUAUUUUGAAAUAUUUCACUGUUUUCAUUGUAGAAACAACAACACCAAAUUAAAUUAUUUUGACAUA
This is a messenger RNA of Plodia interpunctella (Indianmeal moth), 3380 nucleotides long. RefSeq names its product sorting nexin-14-like. The transcript is spliced from 17 exons. Gene Ontology annotation, biological process: autophagosome maturation. Lineage: Eukaryota; Metazoa; Arthropoda; Insecta; Lepidoptera; Pyralidae. Bases 30 to 2681 code for a protein of 883 amino acids. Gene Ontology annotation, cellular component: late endosome. Gene Ontology annotation, molecular function: phosphatidylinositol binding. The record is from RefSeq and is a predicted model, not a curated record.